Messenger RNA from Dreissena polymorpha, 2696 nucleotides. RefSeq lists its product as uncharacterized. Lineage: Eukaryota; Metazoa; Mollusca; Bivalvia; Myida; Dreissenidae. Gene Ontology annotation, biological process: regulation of apoptotic process. The record is from RefSeq and is a predicted model, not a curated record. Bases 126 to 2210 code for a protein of 694 amino acids. The transcript has 2 exons. Gene Ontology annotation, molecular function: death domain binding; protease binding.
GCAAUAUUAACAUUUGGAAUUCCAUUCAGUCGUCCAGUUAUAAACUGCUUAUGUGGGUGGUGAAAGUGAAAUAGCGCAGUGAAAAACGUGAAUAAUAAAUUGGAAGCAAAAGGAUUGGUCACACCAUGGAUGAAAAACAAGAGAAACUUCUGCGGCAGAAGCGUGUUGAUAUUGUUACUGACCUUGAGCCGCGUGGUAUUGUCCUUGACACGUUGUAUGAAGACGGCGUUCUGACAGAGAAUGAUGUCGAACUCGUAUCGUCUGCUCCUACGAGGAAACAACGCUGCCACGUGCUCCUUCAACUUCUGCCAACUCGCGGCCCGGUUGCCUACGGGUCAUUUCAAAAGGCAUUAUUGGUGGGAAAAUACGAUUUUUUGGUGGAUAAGCUGAACGCUCAACUUAAUGUUGCAGAAGAAAAUACACGGGAAAACAAAAAAUGUGAAAUGUGUCUCAGUUUUCUUCAGAGAAUAGUUGGUUGCCAUUCGACUACGAAUUCUAAACUAUUGGCGUUGCUCAACGAACAUUGUUGUUCGUUUUUGGACAACGUUGAACCUCGUGACGUCAUCGACCGACUGUUUCAGGAUGGAAUUCUGGUAAACGAUGACCUUGACACAAUAAUGAGCUGUUCAACCAGACGAACUCGCUGUGAGACAUUGUUUUUACUUCUUCUCAAUUUUGAAACGUGUGUGAUUGACAGUCUUGCGGCAUCUCUUUCGAAAAAAUACGGCUUUUUAGUCGAAAAGGUUGCGAGUUUAAAAAGUCUCCAUAAACACGAAACGUGUUCCACGUCGACCUCUCAGCGAACUACUCAUGACACGGCUUUAAAGGAGUUCGACUUUACCAGCGAGCACGGCGCGAAACGAAUGGUCCCACCAUGUAAUCUCGAUACAACUGCCGUUGAUAAUGUUCCGUAUACGGCCUCGGGGUGGAGAGUGCAAAACACUGAAACGAGCAGCGAUGUCAUUGAUGGGUCGGUUCCAGGUUCAGUUGAGGCCAGUCGUAUACACGACGCCAGAAGCGUCAACAAGCAUCCACAUCGCAAUGGCGCUGAUGUAAUAACAAAACUAAAGUCCAAUAAACCUCGACACAAACUGGAGGAAAACGAUCGUCAUGAUAAGCGAGAUACCAAAGUUGACACAAAAUUGUCAGGCAGUGAACAACAAUCGAAUUGCGCAGUUGCGCUGCAAUGCGGUGCGCGGGAAAUUAUACCAAAACAAGCCACGGCCAUUACGUCAGAGAAAACGAGCAAGCGAAUUCAUGUGGCUUUCAACUUUCUUAGCACGUUGAUCAACCAAGGCCAGUACGAGAAAUUUGAAAGCUACUCAAACCAAUUGAAAGCGUCGUGUUCGUCAAAUAACGACCUCAUGUGCAUUCUGGGAUACCUGCACGCCAGUCGAGACCUGUUCCGGACCGAUUUCGAUUCCGCGAAAAAACACAUCUGUGAAACCAUGAAACUCGUCCCCAAGACUUCGAACCCACGCUACUUUGCUUUAGAACUGUUUACCGCGAAGACUCGAAUGUACAUAACCCAGAAGAAGCUGACAAAGUUGCAGGAGACCUUGGACGAGGCGAUGAUGAUUCUGGAGACAGAUCCGGUCGGUUGUACCGGACGCGCAGCCGGGUGGUUAUAUUUGAACGACGGCCGAAGUAAAACUACUCAACUCACUUGUUUGAAUCUCAGUAAGACGAGCGCUUUCCACGCAUAUAAUCGCUUAUUUAACGGGGCAAAAACAAGCUUUCAGCGCGCCAUGACGAACUUCCAACGUGACGGAGGGAAGGACGGCCCAUUCGGAUUCGGUUACGCCCUCUGUCGCCUUGCCAUUCUUCUGUUGCGCUGUGGAGACAACGGUCUGACCAUGGAUCAGAUUAAGCCUCCGAAGGAAGAUGUCAUAUCCGCCGGAAGUUACAUAACUCAAUUAGAAAACUCAGACAUCCCUAUUCCGAAAAUACUCGAAAUGCAUUUCCGUUUGGCAAAGUGUGACUUCCAAUUUCGUUGCAACAAUUUCGUGCGCGCACUUGAACACGCCAACAUAGCGCGUGACCUCGCCGUUGAGUUAAAUAUGCUAGAGUUCACUGAGCAUGCGCAAAAUCGGGUGACAUAUCUGCAGACGAAAGCACUUUUUGGAGUUAUUGCCCCUGACAUAGAUGAAGACGAGGCGAAACGAGUGCUUUUUGAAGAAACUUCUGCAAGUGGAAGUUGUUCCGAAUAAAGCUACAUCCUUCGUUACCGCCUAAAAUGUAAACCUAUUCGUCUUAAGUAUCAAAAAAGUACUGCACUAUAUCAGAAAGCUAAAUCAUUACAUGUUUUCACUGUGCUUAAAUACGUUGUAAACAAAUUCUUAGUUGCUUAAAACAACAAUGAAAGUUAUUGUUUUCGAUGUGAUGUGGCUGGUAUAAUCACAAGAACACAUAAUACAUAAAAUUAACUAUAACGCGCUCAUGAAAGUUUCGUUUCUAUUUCCAGUUAUGAGCUAACGUGUUAUUGCACCGAAUCUCGUCCCUCUGACAUGAGAUUUCUUGUAUUGUUUGACUUGUCGCAAUCAUGAACUCGCUUUUUGCAGUUCUGACUGUACAGGAUUUAUUGUGUAUAGAUGCUUGUUAUAUCUGCUGUUUUAGUUGAUUUUAUUGCCCAUACAUUUAUCGCCAAAUAUAUUAUUAUAUAGAACUAUUUAUAUAAAUACACUGAUGUGAUCAUU